AUGGCGGCCUUCGAUGGGACAUCCUGCCCGGAGGAACACCUGAUGGCCUACAAAAACCUAAUGUUGCUGUAUACCACUGACCCGUCAUUGUGGUGCAAGUUCUUCCCAACUACUUUUACGGGAGUGGCGCUGACAUGGUAUACCUCCCUUCUAGGAGGAAGUAUCCACAACUUCGCCCAAUUGGAAGGCAAGUUCCUGGGUCAUUUUGUAGCAUCAAGAAGACAGGAAAAAUCAAACUUCCAUCUGCUUAGCAUCACGCAAUUGGAAGGAGAGUCAAUAUCAUCCUAUCUAAAAAAGUUUCAUGAGGCGGUACUGGAAGCAACUGAUUUGGAAGAAUCGGUUGCAUUAAAUGCCCUGAUCAACGGAAUGAAGGCCCAACGACUGAAGUUCCAGUUAGUCGAAAGUCAAGUAAAGACGUACGCGGAGGCCAUGAAGCAAUGCCAAAGCUAUGUCACGGCCUCCGAAAUAUGUCAAGCCCAUGAUCUUAAAAAACGGAGGUCGGAUAAGAAGGAUCCAACCAAUCAUCCCUCAAGGAGCAGAGAGGAACAGUCAUCCAGGAGGGAAAGAAACUACAUGCCGCGUCGUCCGGAACCUCUGUCAGAUAUGGGGCCCCCACAAUCCCGUCACGAUAUGUCACUGAAGGGGAGCCCAGGACGCGAAAUCUGUUAG
Messenger RNA from Amaranthus tricolor (Joseph's coat), 669 nucleotides. RefSeq lists its product as uncharacterized. Lineage: Eukaryota; Viridiplantae; Streptophyta; Magnoliopsida; Caryophyllales; Amaranthaceae. The record is from RefSeq and is a predicted model, not a curated record. The coding region runs from base 1 to 669 and encodes 222 amino acids. The transcript has a single exon.